AGUUUCUUCGGCCGCAUGAUGGGUGAGCGCGCAUAUUCGUUGGCGUUGCCUUUCGGCUGUCAUGGUAACGAAAACGGUACAAGCUUUCAAACAUACGGAUAAACAGUGCCAUUCGAUAAGACAAACAUAAUAUAAUGUGUUAGAAUUCUACUGUUAAAAAUUGGCUUCUUAAAAAAACAGUAGCAAUUAAAACGUAUCACAAUAAAAUGAAAAUAGUUGCGAGAUAAAUUCACCAAACAUAAGGAAAAUUCAAUUGAACAUGAACAACGUGACCGUGAUUUUUAAUACAUCUAAAAAUGAGCUUUUUAAGCUGCCAGAUAACUACAAAACAUUACAUCGGAAACUCAAAGUUACCUAUCGGGUAGAGAGUAACAAAAGUGACAUUACUCCGGAUGUCCUCAAUGGAGCAACCAUUUUUGUACUGGCCGGUCCACAAGAGAAAUUUACUGAAACGGAGUUUCAGUAUUUAAAGGACUACAUUUCGGAAGGAGGGCGUCUGUUACUUCUGUUAGGAGAAGGAGGUGAAGUAAAUUUCAAUACAAACGUCAACUUUUUACUAGAAGAAUAUGGAAUGACAAUUAACAGUGAUUCAGUUGUACGUCCUCAAUACUACAAGUACUUUCAUCCGAAGGAAGCACUAAUAAGCGGUGGAAUAGCCAGCGACACGAUGAAUAACAAUAUGCUAGAUUAUAGUAAAAGUAUUCUGACGGCUUUCGAUUUCAUGGACGAUAAAUACAAAGUGGAAUUCGUUUAUCCAUUUGGGGCGACCAUGAAUGUUAUCCAUCCGUCGAACAUACUGCUGACUACGGGACCCGUUGUUUAUCCUUUCAAUCGCCCUUUGGCUGGAUACUAUCAGAACGAGUCAUACGGGAAAAUAAUAGCGAUUGGUUCCGGGCACAUGUUCCAAGAUAAAUACAUCGCCAACGAGACAAACAUGUCCAUUUGGGAUAGCAUUUUCACUAUGAUUCUCGAUAAUCAAUUUAGUUUCAAGUCUUCUGACUUCAACGAUCUCGAGAUCAACGAUUACGCAAUCAUUCCUGAUACAAUCUAUUUGGCGGAGCAACCAAAGAUCUGUUUGAUGGAUUCCCUCGAUUACGACAUUCCCGCCGACUUCAAGAAGCUUUUCGAUAUGGCCCUGCACUCGAUAAACAACGAUCUGCUGCGCGAUGUUAUCAAUACCUAUGAAAAGUUGGACGUGCAAUACGAACCGCUCAAGAUCAUCAAGCCACAGUUCGAGAUCCCCUUACCGCCACUGCAGCUUGCGGUUUUUCAACCGAUCUUUAGCGAUUUAUUGGCGCCACCGUUGGAAUUAUUCGAUCUCGAUGAAGCGUUCAGCUCGGAGAAGGCUCAAAUCACACAACUAACAAAUAAAUGCUUGUCACCGGCUCUGGAAUCUUAUCGUAAGACUGGGCUGGACGAAAAAGAGCUAGGGUAUUUCAUUCAAGAAUGCGGACGAAUUUUGAAGGUCUGUCAGGACGAUCAGAGAAUGACGGCAAAAGAAAUUUUGAAUUUGAUUAGCGUGAAAAUUGCUCACUAUAAGAGACUCGAUAAAGACUAACAUAACAGUUUG
Messenger RNA from Malaya genurostris, 1570 nucleotides. It is a transcript of the gene IFT52, whose product is annotated as intraflagellar transport protein 52 homolog. The transcript is spliced from 6 exons. Gene Ontology annotation, cellular component: intraciliary transport particle B; centriole; cilium. The record is from RefSeq and is a predicted model, not a curated record. Gene Ontology annotation, biological process: cilium assembly; intraciliary transport. The coding region runs from base 260 to 1558 and encodes 432 amino acids. Lineage: Eukaryota; Metazoa; Arthropoda; Insecta; Diptera; Culicidae.